AUGUCUGGCGAUGACCACGGGUUGUGGCUCAAACUGGCCAUGAUUAUGUUUUUGACAUGGUCGGUCCUCUUCUACGGCGUGCGCCUGUGGGCGAAACUCCGGGUCAAGACGACCGGAGCAGACGACGUGGCAGUUACCUGCGCUCUGGUUUCGUCUUUUGCCUGUCAGGGCAUCAUGUACACGGCAAUCAACGAGGGCUACGGCAAGCGAAGCGAAAGUCUAUCAGCACCCACGCUCGACAGCAUUCGCAAGCACAUUUACGCCGGGCAGUUCUUCUACGUACUAUCUGUUGGUCUGACAAGAGUCGCGUCAGCCUUUGUCAUUAAGCAAAUCUCGCAGCAUGGGCCUCAUGUCCGACCCGCAAGGGGAAUGGCCUCGCUGUCCGGCGCAUGGACGCUCGUGUGCCUGCUUGCCGUUGCCAUCCGAUCACCGUAUCGCAGUCCGUGGCUGGCACUGGACGGCCAGCGGGGCAUGUUUUCGCGAUGGAUGGCUGUCGAGGCCAGCGGGUUGGCGAUUGAGGUGGUGCUCUGGGUACUGACGAUCCAUCUCGUCUGGUCGCUGCAAAUGCAGCUGAGCCGGCGCGUCAUCAUUGUCGCCGUGUUUGGCUUCCGUCUAUUGCUUCUUCCCAUCAUCGCCAUGCGCCUCGUCUACCUUGCGCCGAGCAAAAACGACGACGAUGACCUCAACCACUCCACCAUCCCGGCCGCCAUCCUCACCGCCGGCGCCCUGCAAUUCUCCAUCAUGGCCACGUCCCUCACCGCGCUCAAGCCGUUCCUCACCGUCUUCCGCCAGCCCAUGCUGGCCUACGGCAGCCAAAGCAACGCCAGCAGGGUCGGCGGCGGCGGCGGCAUCAUCGGACGCAGCGCCGCCGCCUCCGCCUCGUGCGAGACAGGCUACAAGCUCGAAAUGUUUCGUCGCGUCGACCGCCAGCCCGGAGAAGCGGCCGAUGGCUCGGGCCCGUGGCUGUCGGCGAAACGCUCCAGUAUGGCGGUGGCCGAUGCGAGCCGCCCGUACUACGGAUCGGCGAACCGGCCCCCGCGACGGGCGGUGGAUGAUGCAGCGUCGGCAAGGACAGAUGCGUCGGCAAGAACAGAUGCGUCAACAAGGACAGAUGCGUCGGAUCGGAUGUUUAUUCAAAAGACGACCAAGGUUGUCGUCGAGUACGAGGCGGAGGGGCCAAACUGGCAAAGGUGA
This is a messenger RNA of Cordyceps militaris CM01, 1194 nucleotides long. RefSeq lists its product as uncharacterized. NCBI's taxonomy places the organism in Eukaryota, Fungi, Ascomycota, Sordariomycetes, Hypocreales, Cordycipitaceae. The transcript is spliced from 4 exons. The coding region runs from base 1 to 1194 and encodes 397 amino acids. The record is from RefSeq and is a predicted model, not a curated record.